AUGUUCGUUACCAUGUUCGUUACCAUGUUCGUUACCAUGCGACGCUGCAAGCCCUGGCAGCAGUGCUUUGGCAUGCCAACGAAAGUCCAGACAUACCUCAACAAAGGCCAAACAUACUGCCUCACCGUAUCAGACUCUACCUCACACACAAAGUCAGCUGGGUUUCUUGAAUAUGGAACGUUCGUGCAUGUUCGUCGUCGCAGCUAUGGAAAGAAGGUCGAGGCGCGAAAGAAGCCUAUGAGCGCAAAGGCAGGACCUUAG
This is a messenger RNA of Penicillium mononematosum, 261 nucleotides long. RefSeq lists its product as uncharacterized. The record is from RefSeq and is a predicted model, not a curated record. The transcript is spliced from 2 exons. Lineage: Eukaryota; Fungi; Ascomycota; Eurotiomycetes; Eurotiales; Aspergillaceae. The coding region runs from base 1 to 261 and encodes 86 amino acids.